Heterotrigona itama is the source of this 951-nucleotide messenger RNA. Lineage: Eukaryota; Metazoa; Arthropoda; Insecta; Hymenoptera; Apidae. The record is from the annotation of a GenBank genome assembly.
AUGCGCGCGAAAUUGUCUGUGGUUAGGAAAAGAUUACAGCGCCGAUUGUCAAUGAAACGGUGAAAUGUGGAAAUAUAAUUCUCGAACGUAAUCGAUACUUCUCGCGAUCAAUAUACAGUUAGUUUGGGAUAAGAAACACAGUGAAAGGAAGCAUUUACCAGGAAAAUAAAAGGUAAAUCUAUAAUUGAUAUUUUUUAGAUGUAUUUGCAUCGUUGAGUUUGCAGUAAGCAUUAUUUAAAGAAAUGAUCACUAAAUCUAUACUUCAAAUAAUAUAUAAUAAUAUUUGUCAUGUAUAAUAUAAAUAGCGUACUACAAGUCUUAUAUUAUUUAGGUUCUAAACAUUCGGUCAAUGAAAUUUGGAUGCGUAGAUAUUUACAUUCAUAAACAUUUCUUAGAACACUUUGUUUUUCGUCCGUUCUAGGUAUUUCCAUUAAAUGAGUUUGGAACGCUAACCUGUUGCGCGAGCGUUAUUCCAUUGUUGAAAGUCGUACUGUUAAGAUGUAUUUUUCUGCGUUGUGAUGUUCAUUAACUAGUGCUUUCGUCGCCAUAUUUUCACCGUCUAUAUCCACGCUGCUGCAUUUAAUCGUAUGCCGUACGUAUUUUAUUUGAUAUUCCUUGUAUUUUACGUUAAUUACUAUUUCAUAAUACAGUCUCUAUGUAUUAUUGCAGAUUUGUUCCAGUGCUCACUUCUUCCAUAGCAUGGGAUUUGAUGACUUACUUUUGAUAAUGAACUUCACGAUGACUCCCUCUAUGCCUUGGAAUGUAUCUUCUUUGCAUCUAAUCGUGAGUCGCAUUUUGCGAUUAGAAAGACUCGAGCCUAGAUGUAAGUUUCAGCAGGCAUUACGCCUGAAGAAAAGAAGAGGCCCGGCAAAGUGCCAUAGAAGAGGGCUGCAACAAAUGGCUUCUCAUUCUUUGAAUGGGAAAUUCAUUCAGAGCAUGGGAAAUCAUUCU